Messenger RNA from Enterobius vermicularis (human pinworm), 1644 nucleotides. Lineage: Eukaryota; Metazoa; Nematoda; Chromadorea; Rhabditida; Oxyuridae. The record is from the annotation of a GenBank genome assembly.
AUGGCUUCUGAGGACACGUUAGGUGUUGAUCCCGAGCAUACAAUUCAGAUGCCGCAUACGCCUAUUUUUGAAGGCGGUGGUAGUCAGAUUGUGAAGAUGAUAAACUCAUAUUUAUUCGGUAUUCCUGUUCUUGGGAGAAAUAUUGAUACCUUGGCAACUUUAGGACUGUUUGAUCAGCCGAUAGCCCUGGACUUACACACUAUUUAUUUAUCCCUUUCAAAUCUUUUCUUCCAUGAGUACAUGUUGAAUCCGGUGGAAGCUAUUAAUUUUGGCCGCCUACACGCUGUUAAUGUUAUGGGGAUCGAUGAAGUCAACAGACAUGGUCUAAUACAGUCACAUCCGCCACUUUCUUUCGUGACAGGUCCGACAAUCGCUGCUGGUGCAGCAGCAACGGCUUCGGCGACUUCAGCUUCAGCUCCAACGUACACGCCGGUGCAAAUUCCCGGCACGAUUGAACCAGCCUUUGCACAGGCCAAUUCUUUUGCUGCGCCGCUGGUGUAUCCUACCACAGCUUAUUAUCCAGCGGCAAUUCCUUCACCUUCACCGUGUACAUUUUUGACUGCUGGUUCGCCGAUCACAGCGGUCUGUCACUGUGUAUAUGCUCAACCGUGUGCACUACAUCAUCGUCCUAUUACUUAUGCUCCACGGUCAUUUCCUACAUUAACAGGUGCUGUAGCAUCGGUGGGUUUGCCACCUCCAACGCACACUCACGUACCGCCGACGUCCGCAGCUUUACCAUUGGUUCAAGUUCCUGUAUUACCAUCAACGGUCUCUCCACCGAUCGUGAGGUCAUCUGUUAUGCGAUCUAAGCGUCCAGCAGUGCAUAGUUCUGGACCCUCCUCUUCAGUACCAUCAGAUCCAACUGGGACAGUUCACGUGCCCAAAGUUAGACGUGUUACGUCAUCAGAUGCUGCUUCUACAACCCCUAGUUAUCCAUCAGCUGUGGGAGUGAGUUCAAGGGAGGAUGAUUCUCUGGGCGGUGCAGCUUCUGGUAGUUCUGCGACUUUCUGUGAGUGUAGAUACAGAGCAGCAACGGAUUGUGCGCCUUGUUUGUGCCAUCUUCACUGCCGUCAGCAUCCCACUUGUACAUGUACUUGUCCCACGGCAUCUGCUAGGCGUGAGGACGAGUUGAGUAACCCAGUUCAUGAAGUCCUUUUGUCUUCAAGAAUGGCGCAAGUCGAACGUGAACGGCAAGCUACAAAUGCAUGGUUUAGGCGACAAGCAUUUGCGCCUGGAAGCUUGGUUGGUGUUGACGUGGUUGCGCCGCGAGUGUCGCCUCAUCCGUUGGUUAUGUUCCCACGCUCUUACCACCAUUCUUUGAUGGAACUUUCUAUGGUACUGCUUCAGCCUCAUGAAGCAGCUGUUGUGGUUGGUACUGCACCUGCUCAAACGGCUGAGACACUACCAGUUGGUGCAACAGUGGACCAGAUACAGAGAUACUCAACGAAACAUAAGUAUGUCAAAGACUGCAGUUUACCAGAAAAUGAACAGGAGCGGUGCACGGUUUGUUUGAUGGAUUUUGAGACGGAGGAUGAAGUGCGCUCUUUGCGGUGUGAUCAUGUUUUCCAUGUCGGUUGCAUUGACCGCUGGCUUGUUUACAACAAGAAGUGUCCAGUCUGUCGACUUGAUCUCGACAAAGCGUGA